Molecule: messenger RNA, 1321 nt
Organism: Helianthus annuus (common sunflower)
Lineage: Eukaryota; Viridiplantae; Streptophyta; Magnoliopsida; Asterales; Asteraceae
Product: U-box domain-containing protein 3
Exons: 2
Coding region: 177-1151 (324 amino acids)
Cellular component (GO): nucleus; cytoplasm
Molecular function (GO): protein binding
Source: RefSeq, a predicted model, not a curated record
GGAAAAAGCUGUUGGUCCCUAGAGAAUAAAUAGUACACUUUGCUUCUCAUCCAAAUUUACUCUCAAAAGAGCAUCAAGUAAUCUACUUGCAAUAUCAACUAUCAAAGAUUCAAGGCAAACUAAUCACCUAUAAAUUGCUUCAUUUGCAUUAGGAAUUUAAUAACAUACCGGAUUCGAUGGCGGAAGUGCAGGUGGUUGAAGCGCUUUUGUUCGGCGAUCAUGAAGCCAAGGCUGCAGCCGCGGAGGCCGUUACUCAUUUAACCAAUAAGCAGAGACAAAAACUGGCUGAAAAUGGAGCCAUUCCUGCUAUUGUAUCCAUGCUUCAUGCUCCUCCAGAUUUCAAAUCGCUAGAAUCCGCCAUUUUCGCUCUCCUCAGUCUUGCCUAUGGCAGCGAAAGAAACAAGAUCAGGAUUGCGAAAGCUGGAGCGAUUCCUCAACUUUUAAACCUAGUUCAAUCACAAAUCCAUCCAUUGAUUGAUCAUGUAAUAGCAGCUCUUCUAAUCUUAUCAUCAUGCUCAGCAAACAAAUCAUCAAUGGCUGCUUGUGGUGCCAUUGAAAUCCUAAUUCAAACCCUUCAUGAAAACAAUAGUACCCAAGCAAAACUUGACAUCAUAGUCACUCUCCAUAACCUAUCACAAUGGAUUCCCAACAUUCUUUUAUCAUGCGCAUCUUCUUCCUUAAUCCACCUCGUAAACCAGUCCGAAAAGUCAUCAAAACUAGUCGAAAAAUCAAUGGGGUUGCUCGAAAACAUAGUUUCUUCAUCGGAAAUCGCCCUGCAAGAGAUUGCGUCGACCACAUUUGGGAUUCGGGCACUUGUGGAGACCGUAGAAGAAGGUUCAAAGCAUUGUAAAGAAUACGCGGUGGGGAUGUUGUUGAUGAUAUGUGAAAGUAGUAGAGAAACAUAUAGAGGGAUGAUCUUAAGAGAAGGAGCAAUCCCGGGGUUAAUGCAGGUUAGCAUCGAUGGGACCAAACGCGCUAAAGCAAGUGCGAAAUCACUGCUUCGGCUUUUGAGGGAUUGUUCGAGCGAUUUCAGAAGUGAAAGAUCGAAGAAUGUGGUUUUGGAACAGGUUAUGGGUGAGAUUGAUAGAGGUGAAAUGAGGGGAAUUGAAGUUGGAAUGGUGGAAGAGAUGAUUGCCAGGCUUAACAUGUGAAUCUUUGAAUAGAAACAGAGGUUUUUUUUAACUUUGUGAUUGUAAAUAUCAAAAUUCAAGUUCAUACAUGGGUUUAAUCAGGUUAUGGAGUUGUAUUUAAUAUAUGUAAACUGUUUAUUAAAAACUAACGAUAGGAAAUAUUGACGGAUCAACCCGACUUGAUGUAUAAA